CGUCAUCAGCGCGCGCCGCGGAGGCCUUGCGGAAAGGACUGGGUAGGGACGGUCGCUGUAUGCUGCCAACUCGGACUUCCCAAGCGCUUAGCCCAGUGCUCUGCACACAAGCUGUCCCAUGAGCGUUCGCCUUGAGUUAAGGAAAUGAGCAACCAGUACAGCAUACUCUUCAAACAAGAGCAAGCCCACGACGAUGCCAUCUGGUCUGUGGCUUGGGGGAAGAAUAAAAACGAUGGUUCUGAGACAGUUAUCUCAGGUUCCCUGGAUGAUCUAGUGAAAGUCUGGAAAUGGAAUGAGGAGAAACUAGAAUUACAGUGGAAUUUGGAGGGUCAUCAACUUGGUGUGGUAUCGGUAGAUAUUUGUCACACAGGUACCAUCGCCGCAUCUAGCUCCCUAGAUGCUCAUAUCCGCCUUUGGGAUCUAGAAAAUGGCAAGCAGAUUAAGUCGAUAGAUGCUGGUCCUGUUGAUGCCUGGUCCCUGGCCUUUUCACCUGACUCCCAGUAUCUAGCAACGGGGAGCCACGUGGGAAAAGUAAACAUUUUUGGCGUGGAGACUGGGAAAAAGGAAUAUUCCUUGGAUACAAGAGGAAAAUUCAUCCUUAGUAUUGCAUAUAGUCCAGAUGGAAAGUAUUUGGCAAGUGGAGCCAUUGAUGGGAUUAUCAAUAUUUUUGAUAUUGCAACUGGGAAACUCCUGCAUACCCUGGAAGGCCAUGCUAUGCCUAUUCGUUCUUUGACCUUUUCUCCGGAUUCUCAGUUGCUCGUCACCGCUUCAGAUGAUGGCUACAUAAAGAUUUAUGAUGUGCAGCAUGCGAACUUGGCAGGUACAUUAAGUGGGCAUGCAUCAUGGGUCUUAAAUGUGGCGUUCUGUCCUGAUGACACUCACUUUGUUUCCAGUUCAUCUGACAAAAGUGUAAAGGUCUGGGAUGCUGGAACAAGGACUUGUGUUCAUACAUUUUUUGACCACCAGGAUCAGGUCUGGGGAGUGAAAUACAAUGGAAAUGGUUCCAAAAUUGUGUCCGUCGGAGACGAUCAGGAAAUACAUAUCUAUGAUUGUCCAAUUUAAAUGCCCAGACCUUGGCUAGCACCACAAAAAAAUAUUACAGAUUUUUGGGAUCAUAGCCUGUCCGUUUACCCGUCCCUCUGUUUAACAAAAGGAGGGAUAUAGUCUUGCAUUGUAGCAGAGGCUUUGGAUAUUUUGGAUACUAAUAGAGGUAUGCAUAAAUGUAUAUGUAUUUGUCAUUUUAAGUUUGUCAUGGGAAACCCCUUUCAUCCUUUUAAUAAAUGAAAGCUGUAAAUACAAAGAAUUGGGGCUGUGUUUUUUUGCUCAGAUUGUAGGUUUACAAAACAGUUUCUCUGUUG
Molecule: messenger RNA, 1358 nt
Organism: Tachyglossus aculeatus (Australian echidna)
Lineage: Eukaryota; Metazoa; Chordata; Mammalia; Monotremata; Tachyglossidae
Gene: SKIC8
Product: WD repeat domain 61
Exons: 11
Coding region: 145-1062 (305 amino acids)
Cellular component (GO): Cdc73/Paf1 complex
Molecular function (GO): protein binding
Source: RefSeq, a predicted model, not a curated record